GUCUCGGCCAUGAUGAUGAUGGAUAGGAGAUUUAGCAGGGAGUCCUCGAGAGAAAGCAAAGGGUCUAUAACCCUGCAAAAGAAAAUUGUUGAGAGUCGGAGACCAAACAAAACCAAAAAUGUACCAGACCUCACAGAUUUCAUGAAUGACAUGUUCUUUGGGACCGUGGACAAUGACAAGAGAUCCUAUGACUUAACUGGGGGCCAUUCGGAAGACGAAGAAGAAAGUUUCGAUGACAGUACAAGGAGCAACAGCAGUAAGUUAACUCAGGAGUGGCUAGAAGAAGCUAGACGUAUGGUGGCGUCAUCUCCUUCGAGGUGUGAAUCCCCUUCUAGACUAGUUGGAUCACCGAGGUUUGCAGCCGUUCCUGGCAGGCUGUCGUCAGCCUCUAUACUUGAUAGGAGGGACCCACUCUCAAGGUCUGCUAGAAGGUACAGAUCAAUGGAAGCUUUCAGUGGAGAAAUACUAACCAAAUCAGCAAAACAUAGCCGUAAUAAAUCAGAAUCAUUAGUCGAGACUCCUGCAGAGCCAUCCCCAGCAUCACAAUUCCAAGGGUGGUUCUCCAACAUCCUCAAACCACCCUGUAAUUUCAAAGCCCCGGUUCCAGACCCCAGCAGCCCCCACCAAUCCAACGACCGUUCCUCCCCACUCUUGGAUCCACCGGCCCUGAAUCUGCCACCUCGGUUGUCAUCAUACCGAAAGUCCCGGUUCCAAACUGAGCCCCCGGCGACCACCCCUCAGGGGAUUCCAGUCACUUCACGUAGAACUUUCAAGCCAGCUCCAAUAUUACGACAAGACAUUCAUUUGCUUUCUCCACCAAAGAAUCUUAUUGAGUCAGCUCAAAGGAGAUCAAUGUCAUCAAACAAAUGUUCCAAACCAGAGACUCAACCGCUGUCCCCACCAAAGAAUCUCAUGGAGUCGGCUCACAGGAGGUCCAUAUCAAAGUCUACUUGUUCCAUUGAGAAAGUUGCGCCAAAGCCUAUUGUAAGUGGGUGCAAAAAGGAAGAAGAGGGAGAAGAAGAUUUAAGUCUUAAUGGAUUCCUUAAAGAGGAAAAAACCAAGAUUGAGAAGAUCUUGAAUAGGGAGCUUGAUUCUAAGGCCAAAAUCAUCCUUUCUGGUCCUCCAAACGGUACUAGCUCAAUGGUAGCAGCUAUAUGCUACGCGUUGUUGUUGGCAAAUAGAUUGACGAAGAAUAAAGGAAAUGGUGAGAGAGAGGGAACUGUGGUAUUCCCUGUGAUGAAUACAAGGAGAGGGAGAAUGUGGAAGCAGAGACAAGCUGCUUGGUUAUUCCAACAUGUUGGCCUUGAUGCUACCUCAUUGCUCUUCGCUGAUGAGGUGGAUUUGGAGAGUCUAAUGAUGGAAGGGAAAUUAAACAUUCUUGUUGUUGGGCAAGAUAUCCUCAGAACUAACGGCGAGGUUGGAUCACAGUGCACUAUUCUUACCGAUAACUACUGUGAAGAUGCCUAUGAUCUACUUCAAACUCCAGUGCUGAAAAAGCUUUUGCUUGCAGGUAUCCUGUUAGACACACAAAAUUUGAAUGCAUCUGCUACCUGUUCUAUGACAAGAGAUGCAGAGGCAGUUCAGUUGCUUCUAGUUGGCUCAACCCCAAAAUAUAGAAAUGCCCUUUUUGAUCAAUUGAUGCAAGAUCAAAGAGACAGCUCCUUUAUUGAAGCACUAAGGCACAACUAUGGAAAGCCCCCCAGCGAGACUGAACAUAUAGGUGGUCGUGAUAAUGGAGCACAAAUGGACCAUAGAGGAACAGAGAGCAGGCCAACCCCUGUCCCUCGACAUGAAGCCAUCCCACAGAAUUCAGAUAAAAAUUCUAAUAAUGUGAGAAAUGGGAAGCCUAACAAUACAACAAAAGCAGGUCCUUGCAGCACCGAUAGAAGCAAGUCCUGAUGCCUCUCGCGGAAAGAACAAGUUCUUCCUGGCAAAGUGGUUUGGUUUUGGUAAAUAAAGAUCAUAAAAACGUUGAUUUGUGACGAGAUUAGAUUUUUUUUAAUGGACAGCUAGUUUCCCUGAAGAAAAAUCUGUUAUGCCUAAUUUAUUAUAUAUUUUUUUUAUUGUUUUUUUUGUUGUGAAAGAACUAAAUAGCCAUUGGCAACAUCAUCUCAUUGUAGCAAUCGUUGUUGAUGGCGGCAAUCUUGUUGUUUACAAAUAAUUGUUUCCACUUGCUAGUCCAUCAAAAGCAAGUAUUUUGUCGCCCAUAUUCUUCAGCAUAAAUACAACUACUAUUAUUAUUAUUACACCUUAAUUUAGCCAUGAUCCUGUAAUUAUUUAUGUUUAUUGCUGCAUCAUUCUAUAAUGACAAGCUACUGCUCAGAAAUAGUUUAUGGAAAGGGAAAAAGGGAGGAGUAAACAAAGAUAGGGAAAAAGGUUAUAUAUGCAUAAAAACUUGCAUGUGCUCUGCGUCAUCCAUAGCCCCUCUAUAUCCUCCCCUAUGCCCAUCAUCACAUGCAUUUGCAUUGUUUUGCCGGAUACAGACAUUCAGUAGCCUACUGAAAACAUGUCAUAUAGCUUUUUUCCUGUAUAUAAAAUUAAGGCACUCCACAUACUACAUAUAAUUUGAAAGCAAACUUCUCAUAUUUCAAGACCAGAUCAAGUGAAAGAGAGAUAAACGAAAAGAUAAUUUUGGAGAAAAGUGAACAGGAAGAUGCCUCUAGAUGUGAAAUAAUAUUGGCCAUGUUAUCUGAUACAAUCUGUCUUGUCCAAUUAUGCCCACUUGUUCAUCCCCAGCUGUAACUAACUCCCAGCCUCUCUCUUGGAUCCCAUUUUCUUUCUCAACCCAAUCAUCUGUCACUCUCUUAACCCAAUCUGUAUCCUCACCACCCCAUGCUGCUGGCCCAUCCCAUGGAGACCCCAUAUUUCCUUUCCUUUUUACAGCCUUAUUCUUUUGGAUGUUGAUGACGAUGGAGCAUUGGCGCUACUGUCAUUCAACUUUCCAAGCAUAGAGAAACAAGCAAAAAUCAGAUGAUCCACCACCUGCAUUUAGCCCCUCUAGUGAACCAGAACCUCCUGUCUGGGAGGACAAUGGUGUAGAUGUCGAUGAAGAUAGUGUAGGUGAUGAAGAUGAAGUUGAUAGCAAUGAUAGAGAUGUGCAUGACAUUAUUGGCUUAAAGAUAAACAAAGCAUGCCUUAAACCAGGACUAAAUAGCCAGUCAUGGAUAUCCCAGUAUACCUCUACUCUUAGUUUACGAAGGUUAAUAUACUCGUUACCUCUAAAUUUCCAUUGAAGAUGCUUCACAUGAAUGACCAAAUGCCCAUCUAUCCUUAUCUCCAUUUCUGGUUCAUCCCCAUUAAUAGAGUUGCCAUUACUAACAAUAUUGCCACUAUUACUUCCGUUCUUGCACUCUAUUGAGAUCUCAUGAAACCGACCUUUCUCAUGGAACUUGAUUCUUGUAGCGAACUUCUUCUUGCCAAAUAUGUGCUCCUUUCUUGAAACCAAAAUGGGAUCAAUAAGAGCAGGCCGACACCCAGUUUUCCUGUAAGCAUCCUUCUUUAGAUCACCAAGAAGAAGCACAACCUCUUCGUCGCAAACAACAGCAACAUAAUACUCAGAAUUAGGCUCAGUUUCACCAUUGAAUUUAGCAGCCUUGAGGUCCCAGAAGAUAUCCACAGCUUUACCCUCCACUACAAACCGUUUGGAGCCUUGUUUCCUCCAAAAAUACCAAGGCUUCAGCUCCACUUUGCAGGUGUACUGACUCUCUCCUUCAGGACCUUCUACUGAUACUGAUAGACCAUGGAGUAACAGAUUCUUGCACCAUGUUAUUGUGAUCAAACGACACUGAUCGGCAAUCUUUGUACGAUAAGCAGACAUGAAAACACUCUGCCCUGACCUGGUUACAGUGGCAGGAUCAUCAGCUGCCUUCUCACCGGAUGUAAAGCAAGCAGGAAUCCCAAUUGGAUGGUCUUGCAUUGCAAUUAACUUGAAAAUCUGCUCUCUUUCAAUGAACCACAGUAAUUGGGGGCGUAGCCUAGUUUAGAGCUGCAGGAAGUGAACAGCAAAUAGAAGUGAGACAGCAAGAUGAGAAUUAAAGAGAGAGUUGGG
This is a messenger RNA of Populus euphratica (Euphrates poplar), 4048 nucleotides long. RefSeq lists its product as uncharacterized. Bases 10 to 1899 code for a protein of 629 amino acids. The record is from RefSeq and is a predicted model, not a curated record. Gene Ontology annotation, molecular function: exopolyphosphatase activity. The transcript is spliced from 9 exons. Lineage: Eukaryota; Viridiplantae; Streptophyta; Magnoliopsida; Malpighiales; Salicaceae. Gene Ontology annotation, cellular component: cytoplasm.